This is a messenger RNA of Dicentrarchus labrax (European seabass), 2974 nucleotides long. RefSeq lists its product as uncharacterized. The record is from RefSeq and is a predicted model, not a curated record. The transcript has 17 exons. NCBI's taxonomy places the organism in Eukaryota, Metazoa, Chordata, Actinopteri, Moronidae. The coding region runs from base 187 to 2688 and encodes 833 amino acids.
GUGGUAGAAACAAGACACAAAUCACAGCAGCUUUCUCCAGUCAGCGAGGCAGAUCUCUGUUUAGGUCUCGCGUGACAAAAACCACACCAACAACAAAACAGUUUUUACAUUGCUCAUAGAAAAAGAGGAUCAAUUUCAUGGACUGAGCGGUUGCAUGGGUUUUUUUAUGAAAUCAAAAACUUUGCGAUGCCAAGUUUAGGACCAAAGAAGAAAGACAAUCUAUCCAGAAUGGAAAAGCACACUGAGGACUUUCCACAGUUGAGCAAUGAGAUGCAGCUGAACCUCAUGACUCGGGUGAAGACGGGAGAGUUGACUAUUGAAGAUGCUCUUAAAGAGGCACGGAAAGACAGGAAUCUGCCCAAACAGGAGAGCCUGGCUGAAGAGGAAGAGCAGCCCUCACAGUACAACUUCAGUGUUCGCAAGCACAACCACUACAGAUGGCAGAAGCGGGUUCUUCAGAUUGAUUUAAAGACCAAAAUGCUGUGCAGCAUUGAAAAAGGUAUCAUCAAGCGACAACUUCCCUUCUCCAUUGUCAAGAGUUGUGAUGAUGGAGUGGGUUCCAGGUUCUCCAUUUCCUUUAAAGGACAUCAUGAUUAUGAAUUGGAGGCCACUUCACUGGAGGACAAACACAAGAUGAUUCAACUCCUGAAUCAGAUCAUUUAUGGGAACAUAUACAGUGAUCCUGAAGAGAGUGAUGCAGAAAUGCAUCAGCAGCCUCAAGCAUCACAGACCCUUCAGCAAGGCGUCUUGUUACUGCACCGAGGCGGCCUGGCAUCAUUCAGAUGGGUGAAAUAUGAGGUCCAACUCCACCCAGGCCAGCUAACACUGGUCCCAUUCAGACGACGAGGCCCCACCGACGGUGAGGUGACAUCGUCCGUGCCCGUGUCGGUCGUGAUUCACCUGUCAGACGGAAACACCAGCGUACAGAAACCUCCCUGCUCAGACACUUUCACUCUGAUCACCCACAAAAAUGAGUACCAGUUCAAGGUCCCUUUACCAGAUCAAACUACUCCUCCUGGGGCUGUCCAGGAGCAGCGGGAUGCUUGGGUCCAGGCCAUUGACAAACUGUGUAAAGACUGGAAGAGGAAGUCCAGGGCUGAACAAAUGCCAGAGGAAAUAAGGGGUCUACAAAAUAUCAGCAUAAACGAAGACGCGGAGAACACCGACACAGAUCUUGAAUCAAAUGGUGAAAAUAUGACAUUCAAUUAUCCUCCAGCCGAUUAUGAAAAUGAAGAUCCCACUACUGCUGGUGGUGAUCAUCAAUCAGCUGAUGACAUGGGUCAAAGUCUCUCAGCCGAUCACACAACGCCUGUUCCUAAACCUCGCAGCACUGUGAAGACUGCUGUUCAGGUUUCCGGGCCUAAAGUUUUGCCUCCCCACCCAUCACCGACCUCUCCCAUUGGUGUUGUUGCCUUAUCUUCACCCACCUCCCCUCAACCCUCGCCCCCCAACAAUGCCCUCACAUCCUCUCCCACAGUCCCAGAGAGUCUUACCCAGGAAUCAGGCUCUUCAGUGGUGAAAGUGCUUGCACCCCCAAAAAUCCCAUUGCCCCCACCUUUACCCUUCAAACUGAGGACAAAUUCAAGAAAACCAUACACCAAGGCUUUCCACUGGGAUGUAGUUGGCUCAGAGAAGAUUGCAAAAUCAUUUUGGAUACAAAAAAGCAGCAAGAGGAUUGAAAUCGACACAUCGCGCUUAUAUGAGCAAUUUGCUGUUAAAGAUCUGGGGACGUUUGAAGCGGCUGAGCCGAGUAAUACCCAGCAUAUUAUGCUCAACCAGAAGAUUGCACACAACUUCAACAUUUUCCUCAAAAGUUUUCCAGUGCAACCGGGAGAGCUGAAGGACAAACUGUUCAUCAUUAAUGAGGAAGAUGGAGGCCUGUCUGAUGAGCACAUCACCUCUCUGAGGAGGUACGUCCCCACCAUGGAUGAUGUGGAAAUGUACAAAUCUCACAAGGGCCCUGUGACAGAACUGCAUAUUGUGGACCAGUACAUGAUGGAGAUGUGCAACAUCCCCUACCUGAGCACACAACUCGACCUGCUGCUGACUCUGAGAGAGCUCCCGAUCAGCAUGAACGACCUGCAGCCUCUGAUUAACCAGAAGAUCAGAAUGUGCACACAGCUGAACAACUCCAGGUCAUUUGUUUCCGUGCUGGAGUACCUCCUCGCCAUUGGCAAUUACCUCAACGAGAACGCCAGAAAGGAAAAGGCCAAGGGAUUCCGCCUCUCCUCCUUAACUAAACUCUCCCAGCUCCGUGGGAGAGACAGGAAGUUCACCUUGCUCCAUGCCCUUGUGGAGCAGAUCAUGUUGCAUGAACCGUGCUUGGCCACUUUUACCCAGGAGUUGGCAGAAUUUGAAACUGUCCCUGGAGCUUCCAUCAAGGGUCUGACCGCAGAAGUAGAUGUCCUGAAGAAUGAACUGCAGAAAGUCAUUCAGUACAGGAAAGUGUCCAAGAAGAGAAAUGCAGGAGUUCAACAGCCAAACUUCGAGAGAGAACUGAAGAUGGCAAUUGAAAAAUACAAAACGGAUCUCUCGGCACUGACGAAGAUGUGUGAGGAGAUGAAGAAACUCUACUCUGUCAUACUGGUUAAAUUCGGAGAACCAGCGGAUCAAGACUCUCAGGAGCUCUUUGGGUUGAUUUGUCAGUUCAUUCACGAGUUCAAGAGGGCCCGUGCUGAAAUGAUAUGAAUUAUACUCUACAGAGUACAUAUUGCUUACCACUGAGACAGCAGUGAUUAUUCAUUAUUAGUCACAGUUUAGAAAGAUGAAGAUACAAAAAUAUUAGGAUGCUUUGAAAUAUAAAAUGUUGCAUGGAUUUGUUUGUACAGAUGUUUUUUUUAUAAUGGGCACUGAAUUUCAUUCAUAGUAUAGACAUACAGUAUGAAGUGUAUAGUGAUGCUGAUGCAUCUGGAUGACAGGAUGACAAUGCCAGUGAAAAUCAAUUUUGUGAAUAUAAAACUGAUCUAUCACAUUA